Molecule: messenger RNA, 970 nt
Organism: Vitrella brassicaformis
Lineage: Eukaryota; Vitrellaceae
Source: the annotation of a GenBank genome assembly
AUGGAGCGUGUAGGAUUAUUCUUCUGUAUCCUCACUGUUUUCCUUCCUUUCCUCUCCGCGCUGGACAGCCAUUUCAGUCCGCGGGACGAACUCCGUCAGCUGUACCCGCCGUUCUACACUCGUGGAAAUCACAGCUCUUCCGAGCUGCUCGCGUCAGCCCUUGGCAAGACCACAACGGGCGCCGAAGAGGCGGUCAGAUGGCUGACAUCCGGCAACGCAUCUUCCCCACUGGCGAUAGGCACCUUUGCGUCGUUCCUGCUGCACGCCCUGCACGCCUUGGCAGAGCCAGACAACGGUGACAGCGCCCGUCGAGUGCUGCGCGCCAUCGAUCUGAUGCGCUCCCGUCUGCCGCUUGAAGCGCUGCUGACUUCCGGCUGGCCAGUAUUCAGCAUGCUCAUGCAUUUCCGCUCCGUGGUUGAUGCGGCUGGCCUUGAGAGUGAUUCAGUGUGUGCGGCGGGCAGCUGGGACCUGUUGUCUGAGGGACUGGAGUCAAUCGACUCAGUUGCGCGACAUGAGGGCAUCUCUGUGUCUCUGGCAAAUCAUCUCACGGAGAUGGCAUCCAACAUAUCAGUUGUGUCCCAGGGACUCACCAUAGGUGAAAGGAGCGAAAUGGACACUGCUCACUUAAGAGAAAAUAAGCCAUAUUCAUUUCUCUUUGUAGGUAAGAUCAACGAGUGUCCUCCAGGGUCUAUGGCUGCAUUGACCUUGUGGCACUUGGUGGCCGCACUGAGGAGCGGUGUUCCUGACUUGCCCCGUAUUCUGCAAACCUAUGUUUCCAUUGCCGACGCACUGUGGCAAUUCAUGACGAUCGAACAACUCACAAGCACGCGUACAAAAGCCGACUCGCAUCUGCACAUACCGGCUGCGUUCGUCUUGUGUUGGUGCACGUGUUUUAGGCUGGCGGAUCUUAGAAUGGCUCCAGCUUUUGGCAACUCAGGCGCCGAAAAAACAACAGCAAGGCAAGCCAUAA